Messenger RNA from Fusarium mangiferae, 744 nucleotides. RefSeq lists its product as uncharacterized. The record is from RefSeq and is a predicted model, not a curated record. Gene Ontology annotation, molecular function: aminoacyltransferase activity. The transcript is spliced from 2 exons. The coding region runs from base 1 to 744 and encodes 247 amino acids. Lineage: Eukaryota; Fungi; Ascomycota; Sordariomycetes; Hypocreales; Nectriaceae.
AUGUACCCUUUCAACCUCCAAUCAUUCGCUGCUGAUAGCCACUGCGCUGUGGCCAUCUGCCUUGGAGAGACUCCCCUCAUUGACCCAGACAACGUCUGCGAUCUCGUCAAGUCUCUCCAGGAGAAGUUCACCAUCAUCGCCUUCCUGAUCUGCGACGAAAUCCACAAGUACGAGAUGAUGAUACCUCGAAACAUGACAAUUACAAGAGCUCAACGACUAGCUAUCAGAAAGGGCGAUGAAAUAGAUGCAAUUCUCAAUACCGCGUUCAAACGUCUUAACCAAAAUGGCCAGCUGUCAUCCAACUUGACUAUCCUGCACUGGUCUCAGAUCGAAGACCAGGACUAUCAGAAGAUUCACCACGUUAUGUACCAAUACCGGAAGAACUUUGAUGAGGAACUCCGCGCAAGCUCUGGGUUCUACAUCAAGCGUCGCUUGGCUCUCAUAGGAUUCAACUAUGAAGAUCGCCAAUACACCACGAUUUUCCAUCCCGUCUACCCUCGGAAGAAUCCUGAUGGGUCAGCUGGCAGCGCCAGCUCCGCGUAUGUCUCACCGAUCGAUACUGUUGUGCAGGCCUACCGUAGAAAUCCUGAUGUCGUACGUGAUAUCUCCCGCUUGGCCCCGCACAAGGAGGCUGGCAAGGUGACGCGCGUUUUCUUUGACAGGCCUGUUCGAGGAGAAGUUAAGGAGAAGACUUGCGCGAAUGGUCUGGAAGCGCCAUUGGUAGAGGCUGUGGUUAUCUCUUAA